This is a messenger RNA of Arabidopsis lyrata subsp. lyrata, 924 nucleotides long. Its product is annotated as ethylene-responsive transcription factor 14. Gene Ontology annotation, molecular function: DNA-binding transcription factor activity; DNA binding. Lineage: Eukaryota; Viridiplantae; Streptophyta; Magnoliopsida; Brassicales; Brassicaceae. The transcript has a single exon. Gene Ontology annotation, biological process: regulation of DNA-templated transcription; ethylene-activated signaling pathway. The coding region runs from base 361 to 765 and encodes 134 amino acids. The record is from RefSeq and is a predicted model, not a curated record.
AGUAGAUGCCAAAUGUAUUGAAUUCACGACACCAAUAGCGUAAGGAAAAUCUAUUAUAUCAGAAACAUCAAUGUUGAAGGAGAAAAAGGUAUAAAGAACAUCUACAUAAUUUUGAUAAGUGGAGAGUUCGAAUUUCGAAUAUUAGGUUGAUGGACCCACUUGUUUCCUUGCCUAUAAAUUCCACAAAUCAAAUCUCAUUUAAUCCAUGCAAAAUUAAAAACACAAACAAAGACAAAAAAAACAGACGCUAAAUCUUGUGUCCGUUCCCUCAAACACCCAUUUCUUCUUCUUAUUCUUAGUUACUUAAUUUGUCUCUGUCUCUCUUCUCACACACAACAGAAUAUACACACACAUAAAUAUAUGGACCAAGGAGGUCGUAGCGGUGGGGGUGGAGGAGGAGGAGGAGCCGAGCAAAUGAAGUACCGUGGAGUAAGGAGACGGCCUUGGGGCAAAUACGCAGCAGAAAUAAGAGAUUCUAGGAAGCACGGAGAGCGUGUGUGGCUAGGGACAUUCGACACUGCAGAAGACGCGGCUCGAGCCUAUGACCGAGCCGCCUAUUCAAUGAGAGGAAAAGCCGCCAUUCUCAACUUCCCUCAUGAGUAUAGCAUGGGAACCGGAUCCUCUUCCACUGCGGCUAGUUCUUCUUCCUCGUCGAGGCAAGUUUUUGAAUUUGAGUACUUGGACGAUAGCGUUUUGGAUGAACUUCUUGAGUAUGGAGAGAACUAUAACAAGACUCAUAAUAUCAACACCGGUAAGAGGCAAUAAAGGGAAUGCAAUCGUUGUAGAUUGAAAGUUAUGUGAAAGAACAUUUUCAUUUAUAACAAAUAAAAUAAAAUUCCAAGCGUACAAAGAUGUUUCAACUAUUGGCAUGAAUUGUAAUUGUCAAUCGAUUUCUGUAACGAAUAAGAUUGUUUAAGCGGGUCA